Messenger RNA from Rosa chinensis, 1056 nucleotides. Its product is annotated as high mobility group nucleosome-binding domain-containing protein 5-like. The transcript is spliced from 3 exons. Bases 1 to 1056 code for a protein of 351 amino acids. The record is from RefSeq and is a predicted model, not a curated record. NCBI's taxonomy places the organism in Eukaryota, Viridiplantae, Streptophyta, Magnoliopsida, Rosales, Rosaceae.
AUGGAGAAACUAACCAAUGAGCAGAUAGAGGAAAUGUUUGACCGAAAGCUGACAGAGGAAGACUUGGAAGUGGCAAUGCAUGACAUCAGAGGAAGAAACAGAGGAGUAGCAUCAGAAGAAUCAAACGAAGAGCUGAGGGAGGAAGACUUUGUAACUCCAACUUUUGGAGAGUGGCACCAGAAAACCACCCAAGAACGGCGAAAAGAAGAAGCAGAAAGUCAGAAGCGAAUGAAGGACUUAAUAGGCUCGUUGGAAGAAGCAACAACUCAGAUGAGUCUCUCACAAGAAGAAAACCAGAAAACUCAAGACUUGUUGAAGAAGUUGACGGAAGAGAAUGAAAAGCUAGCAAGGCAGAAUGAUAGAUAUUGGGAGAUGUUGGACAAAGCCUUUGAGGAAGACAAUAUAGCAACAAGGAAGAUACAUAUCUUGCAGAACAAAUUGUUGAAGAAGUGGAAAGUUUUUACAACCAUUGAGAAGGAAAAAAAGAACUUGGAGGACGUCAUUGAGCAGCAGAGAGAAAUUAUACACAAUCUGGAAAAUGAAUUACUGGAAAUGGAAAGAAAGCUACUGGAGAAAGAUAUGUUGGAUUCUCAAGAGGAUUUACGGAAAGAUGAUAUAGAAAACAGUAACAGUGAUGGUGAGGAUGGUGAGGAAGAGGGUGGAGAAGGAGCUGAUGGUGAAGAUGGUGAGGAAGAGGGUGGAGAAGGAGUUAAUGGUGAAGAUGGUGGAGACAAUGUUGAAGAACCUGAAGUGAGAACAACCAGAACGAAGCACACAUCAAUAAGAAAAGAUAAAGAAGGCAGGUCUUCUCAGAAACAGGAAGCAAAGAAACAAUCAAGGAGAAGGGAAAGGGUGAAAAAAGCUGCUGCUGAAGAAGAAGCUGCUGAUGAAGAAGAACCUGAAAAAGAACCCAUUAAAAAGAUGAAGAAAGGGAAGAAGCAAGCUGUAAAGAGAAAUUCAAUGGUGGAUCGAAUCAAGAACAAAAAAAGGAAGCCUACUGAAGACAAGGAGUUCAUGUAUACCACUAAAAGAACAAGGAGUGGCAAGAGGCAUUAG